AUGAUCUUGACGUUGUUGAACGUGCUCGUCACAUUCUUGAUACCAAUUUAUAAGUCGUACAAGUGCCUCAACGUUGGGAAUGCCGAGCGGCAGGCGUACUGGUUGAUGUAUUGGGUGAUUAUUGGCUGUGUGAGCUGCGUAGAGGGAUUGUUGAGGUGGAUACCAUUAUACAGAUAUAUCAAGAUAGCUUUUGUUAUUUACCUCGAAUUACAAGGCUCGGAGGUUGUUUAUGAUAGUUUAGUGAAGGAGGUGCUCCAGAGGCACGAGACGGAGAUUGAAGACGGUCUUAGGGGGCUCAAGAGAGGCGUCUAUGAUUUGGGUGUCAAUUACGUUAAGCGAAUUUACAGCGCAAUAUCCCAGCAGCAGCAGGAGUACAUUCCACUCGAUGACGAGCAAGAGCGGGAGCAGAAUCAGGAACAAAGUUCAAAUAUCGCGCAGCUCAUCAGCUCAUACACACCCACAGUCAUAACCAACCAGCUCUCCAAUCAGCUCACAAGGAGAGGCGCGAAGACUGACGAUCAGCAAAAGCAGCCGACGCAGCAAACACAGCCAACAGCGCAAACGCAGCCCAAACCAAAAACCAACAAAAACAAGCAGCAGCCACAGGACACAUCAAAAGACGCGUCUUCGUGGCUAUUUGGCUAUUUGUGA
This is a messenger RNA of Wallemia ichthyophaga EXF-994, 651 nucleotides long. RefSeq names its product HVA22-like protein i. The record is from RefSeq and is a predicted model, not a curated record. The transcript is spliced from 2 exons. Bases 1 to 651 code for a protein of 216 amino acids. NCBI's taxonomy places the organism in Eukaryota, Fungi, Basidiomycota, Wallemiomycetes, Wallemiales, Wallemiaceae.